Molecule: messenger RNA, 437 nt
Organism: Gamsiella multidivaricata
Lineage: Eukaryota; Fungi; Mortierellomycota; Mortierellomycetes; Mortierellales; Mortierellaceae
Exons: 2
Coding region: 53-400 (115 amino acids)
Source: RefSeq, a predicted model, not a curated record
CUCAAUUUUAUUAUCUUUAUCUUCUGAUAGCACUGAGUCUGUCAAGUGCGCGAUGUUCACAAAUUCAUCGUCAGCUAUUCGCUGGUACUGGUCUUGCUCCGAGCUAUUUGUCUUUGUCACCGUGAGGGCUGCGAUCAUUGCGCGGGCGGUAGCCGUCCCGAUUGUAGGGAUGGCGACGACCGUUAUUAUUUCGGUUACUGCUGUCACGAACGCUGUGGUCACGAUUGUUGUCAUGACUGUUGUACCGACUGUAGCUGUCUCGACCGCGGUCACUGCGACCAUUAUUACGGGAAGGACCACGCUGGUUGUCGAGCUUGCGACAGGUAUGCUUCUGGUGACCAGCUCGUCCACUGUCAAGGACAGACAGGUAAGUGGUGAAGGAUAUGGAGACAAGAGGUAGGAGAACUGGAAGAGGCAAGGUAAGUGUUUUAUUGCAG